UUCAAAUUUAAAUUUACAUUUGUAUCAGGGGUAGUCAUACCGCACUGGUAUGUGUACCGGGGGGUGUGAGUGACCACUUUAAAUUAAACUGAAAAGAGCUAGCAAAAAGCUGAAAUGUAAGAGUUCCCGUACUUUUGUUCAGACCAGGUGUCCAAAAAAGCUGAAAUUCAGGGUCAACAUCUAAACAAAAAAUCCUGAAAUCAGCUAAAAAGCUGAAUUCUUACACCCCUGGUGUACAAUCAGUUAUGAAACUGAAUAACUUUGAAGUGAAACAUAGAUACGUGUACAUGUAACUGAUUUUGUUUGAUUAUGGAGGAAUGCUGGUCUGACUAUGAUAAUAAUAAUAGUAAUAGCAAGAUUUAUAUAGCGCCAUUCCAUCUAGAUCAUGGCGCUGCGCAACACAUGAUAAUGAAACUAUACUGGAAUAAGAUGCUUUAUCUUCUUUGAACAAGGGGUAACCCUUUCUCUCAGGUGCCUGUUUAUGUAUUCAACCACCAAAACUGGUAAGAAUGUUACAUUUUCUGGCUGUGAUGUGCUCCUCAAAAUGACUCCUCAUUAUGUACCAGAUCUUGAGGCUGCAGAGGUAAUUUUUGACAACAAACCUAAGAAGUUUUAAAAACAAGUUAAACAAAAUCGAAGAGGUGUCCGAACGAUUACUGAAAAAUGUUUGAGCUGGAUAGGUACUGUGGACAUUUUGGUCAUGAUGUGCAUGAACAAAUUCAUGAAUCAAUCAGAUCCAUGAUGCAUGAAAUGUCACUGUCUUUUUGAAAUUUUCAACAUAACUAUGAAAAGACUAAACUGUUUGAUGUAAGUUAGAUGAAGUAUGCAUUUGCAAACUUUCCUCGCAUGAAAUAUACAGUUUGACAGAGUUUCAUAAGUUCCAUACUAUACAUGUACUGUACUGAAGAGAUAAGUAUGCAGAUGUUGAAAAAUUUUCGUGGUCAAAGCCCAGGCUUUCCCUGUGAAAUGUGAAACAAGCUAUAGGAAUCAUGCUAUAUACUGAACAGCUUGAACAGCUUUUGAAAUAAUACUGUCACAUUAGCACCGGGUAGUCUUUCACAAAUUAAUCUUGAUUUUGCAUUGUGUACUGAGAUGGGGCUGGAUAAUAAUCUUCAGCCACGUUGCUUUCUAACCCAUCAACCAGGAAGUUACAGGAUUAUCAUCAAAACCGACUGCAUAGAGGGUGGGAUUUGAACUGGAAAAAGUACAAUACACAUGCACGCUAUGUAGCACAGCUAGUGAUAGCCUUGAAGAUCAUUGUUUUCCUUGUGUGAGUGUAGUAAUUCUCGAGUUUACUGCCUCAUAUCCUUCCUUUGCCUGAAACUUUUCCUGAGGUCAACCACUGUUAAACAAGUAGCUUUUCAGCCAAGUGAACAUGAAAUACGUGUGUAAUUGUUCAGAGCAUGGACAUUGGAAAUCAUCAGUGCGAAUGUUAAUUUUGUUCAGUAAGUAAUCAAAUGUAAACAAUACUAAUGGUAUGUAGCCACAUAAAAUGGAUUUGCAUAGUCUUCAGUGGAUAAAGGUGAUAAUUUGUAUCUCUGGCAUUGUGACAAAGCAGUUUCUUGAAGAACCAGUUGUGUUCAAUGUUGCAUCAAAUUACCUUGGAGAUUGGCAUUGUUGACUACCCACACACAGACUGGGUGGACCCCCUGACUGUCAGAAACGUGAUUGGCCUUCUACUGAACUCUAAACUUUUUCUAGUCCACUCACUGUUCCUUUUUAUAUGGUAAUUGUGUUUCGGUACAUGAUAUGAAAUGUUCAGUAAUUAAUGUGAGGUUACCUCUUAAAAUUACAUGUCAUUGUAUGUGUUUAUAUACAUUUUGCAUAAUUGAUUGAAUUAGAAAGACAAUAAUGUAGGGGAAGUAGAAAUUUUGAAUUCCUGUAAACAUACAAGUACAUAGAUGUACAUGUACAUGUGUACAUGUACAUGUACGGUAUUGCAUUGCACCAGUACCAUAUUGAGGAACCGAACCAUAUGGUGGACAACACAGGGAAGUGAUUAUUGAAUCAAGUACAUACAUUACAGUAGACACAUUUAUGUUUUGUUCAGCUAGUACCUUUAAACUAUGCACAGAGACUUCCUACAUGGCUUGUUUCCUGAAGGUGUAUUCAUGGACACUUUACUUCAUGGUCCCUGUUGUGUGUCACAUUAUAAUCAUGCAUUAUUAAGAGCUUGUAGGAAAGAAUGAAACAGCUGACAAACAGCUGUGGCGAUAUGUAGAGUCUGCAGUUCAGAGAAAAGGGUGUGGGAUAUGUUUGGGAGCUCAGUACCAGGUUGGUGCAUGGCACAAGUACAUAGAUGGACCUUUCCCUUGAAAUAUGCAAAUAAGGCAGGUGCAUGGCAUUACUACCACUGGUUGGCAGAGUUGGUUAUUGUACAUCUAUGACAGAACAAUACAAAUCUCCAUGUGGGCGCAACUAUGAGCACAUACACACCGUUUCUGUACUAGCAGAAUGUGAGUGCCAAACUUAAAGACAAGGAAUGUUACUUUCCAACCUCAGGACACUAAAAACUUCACUUAGUUUUGAGAAAAGCAUGCUGAAGUAUCGGACAAAGGCUGUAAUUCAAUUUCGAUUGACCUUCAAUGGGCCAGGUUAUGGUUACAGCAGCUCUCCUAUACUGCUGACCUGUUGACGGCUGUGCUUGCCAACCAGUGGUACAUGUACAGUAGUGCGCAUGCACAUAUCUAAUUUCCAUAUUUCAUGGGAAAGGUUCAUUGUUCAUGUACAUGAAUGGUACAUGAUUAUGCGACCGUUGACCCUGGAUAUAUAAAGUGUGAAAUAAAUCUCCUUUCAUCGGAAAUCAAGUUUCAACAAUCCUUCAAUCCAUUUGGAAGAAAAUGCAUAAAUUCCCCUGACAGCAAUUUUUUGGGCAAAACUUGGCUCCGUGAAGCUGUGUAUACAUGUACAAUGUAUUUGCUCAUCAGCAGCCCCAUAAAUUGGCCCCUGGCACAGUCGUAUGUUAGAAGCCUGGAUAUAUGCGUACUUGGCCUAUAUGCCAUGGCAUAAUACAUGUACAUGUAUCUGUAGAUUGUUGGUACAUUAGAUCACAGAGAUCAGUGCGGUAUGGUUAGUUAAAACUUGGAUUAAGUGCAUGAUGAGGAAUCAUGGAAACUAGCUGGAUUCCAGGCUACAGGGUUUCCUGGUACUAGGGUAUUAGUUGAGUCAUAACCUCUGUAAGGUGGUAUUGUUAACAUGCAUAAUGCACCCCUUACUGUGUAUAAUGUCAUGAGGAGGGUCUGUCCAAGAUCACAUGUACAGGAUGUUGUCAAUGUACAUGCUGUGUGAUGAAGAGCUGGUGAUCUAAUUUGCAUACACUGGCAUCGACAUGCCAAUGUAUCAAUAAGCAACCUAGAUUCUAGUGACCCCAACCAUGCAGCCCCAACUUUGUUCACCAUAUUUACAUGUACAGUACAUGUACAUAUGCAGUAACUGACAUGUGUAUACAUGUACACUUGUACAUGUAUACACCUAGCUGGCAACCAGCCUUGUGUUCGUAUGCGUGGGCUAAGGUUUUGUACUGGUACCUGCAACUGCCAAAGAGUUGUGAAGCAACGAACACAAGCACAAGCAUUGGUUUCAUCACAUCAGACAUAAGCCUCUUUGUGGCCUUAUCACUGAUUAAACCUCUGUACCUGGAACAAGUACACCAAGUCAGUCUCAUAGGGACUUGGCUGCUGUGUUAGAGGUCAGGGGUACGUUGUAGCAACCCUUGACAUGGAAUGGAGUGCGUGGUCACCCAUCCAUGUCAGAAAUACUCAUCUUCACCCUGAAAGCCUCCAAAAAUUUACCCAAGUAGAAGAGUAAGAAGCAGUGUACAGACUGUCCCAGAAGCCAGGCCCAUUCCUGCCAUCAGCAGUAGAGAGUUCCGACACAUUUGUCUGUUGCAGUCAUGGAUUUGUCAUUCAAUGACUUCAGUGGUGCUGGGUCAAGUUCAGACCGUGCCCUCUACUCACCAGACUUGACCAGCUUCUCCUCCAGUCCACAGUCAGCAUUUAUGUAUGAACAGGAUGAGAGACUGGAGCGGGGCAAAACCAGAGAUAGCAUCUUUGAGUUUCCCCGACCUACGGAAAUCAGUGAUUUGGGAGGUGAGCUCAACAACAGCUUUUGGAGUGAGGGGUCAUUGCUGGAAACAUCAUUGGGAGACAGCGGCAAGGCAUCCUUGUGGGACUUCUCUGGGUUCGAUGACAUCUCUAGUCCACUACAACAUCCAGAGGAUGACUUGAGUUACUCACCAACCCUAGCAGAGCUCAACAAUGAUGAUUCACAGAGUUUUGAUGCCAUGUUGAGCUCGCAUAAUGCUUGCAUUGCGUCUGGCCUCCAUAAGAAGAAGUGUGAGGCACAUGGAGACUUAACUGGUAACCCUGUCAAGGCAGAAUGCAGUAUGGCUGGACCUGCUGCAGAUGUCAUGCCGGAUACUGGGAGAGAUUCAAAUAGAGUCUCAUUAGUUCCUGAACCUCUUAGUGGUUUGGAUUGCCCACCCAUCAAAUCACACUCUGCUCCUCUGUCAAGUAAGCUUGGAGCUCGACCUCUGAGAGACAAGUCAACAAGAAGCACUGAUAGACUCAGCUUCAAGACAUCGCUGGCUUCACACCAUUACCCCCAUCCAAGCAAGCUGUCCAGAAAGACAAGCAAUCUCCUAGGGAGUCAUCCUGGCAUUUUAGACCAGAAGACACGUAAAGUGGGUCAGAUGUGGCAAGAGGUACAAUCUUUAAGUCACGAGGUGGAAAUGGACACACAUGCAAGUGUUAAGACUGAGAUGGUUGGCAAAAGCAAUGCUUUACUUGAAAGGAAGAGACUUGCUGUCAAGGAUGAGUUUGACUCCUCAAGGGUAUUCACCAGUGGAUCUACAGAUGGGUACGACUCACAUGAUGAAGGUCUUGGUAGCGAACAUGAAGACCAAGAAGACGAAGAUAAUGAUGACACCAUGCAGGAAGGGGAGGGGCUUAGUGAUGUGGAGGAGGAGGAGGAAGAGGAUGAUGCAUGCAGUGACAUGUCCGAAGAUCAUGGUGUGGCAACCACUUCCCAAAUCAGCCAGGACCUAUUUCCUCCAAAGGUCAAGUCUCGUCGGAGUGAAUACGAUGACCUAACCCCUAACCCCAAGAAACUCUUGUUGAUUGGUAAUGAGCUGCAUAAACUGAACAAAGUCAUCAGUGGUAUGUUGCCGGUCAGUUCUUUGCCUCCAAGUGCCCGGAAUCGAUCCAGGAAAGAAAAGAACAAACUAGCAUCAAGAGCUUGUCGUCUAAAGAAGAAAGCCCAACAUGAGGCUAACAAAGUGAAGCUGUACGGCCUAGAGAAAGAAUAUGAUCGCUUGAUGCAGGUGAUCACCGCUAUAAGGAGUGAGGUCCUAAUCUACCUGAACCAACAACCUAUGGAAUCACCCUGUCUCUCUGAAAAGCUCAACACUCUUAUCACAAAUAUUCUUGGUCAGAGGGUAGCAAGUCACACCCAGGAGUAUGUAAGUAGCGUCUUAGAGAAGACAGCCAAUGGUAGUAAGAUGACUGGAGGAUUGAACUUCCUGACCAAUCAUGAUUGAGAUGACAUGGACUCAGGAGAAUAUCAAAGAGUGACAAGCAAAAGUCUUCAAGCAUUCUGAAGAUCUUGUGGUUGACAAGUCAAGUGGUAUGGAGCCUUAUUUUUAAAUUAUUGAAUAGUUGCAGUUGUGGCAAUAGGUGCUACAACCUCUUAAUAUCAAAUUACCCCACCCCCCAAAAAAAACCCAAACCAAAAUGCCACUGCCUUCCCUCUUUGCAAUGAAUGCUUCAUUUUCCCAACUUUUCACACAAAAAAGAACCAUCUUACAAAGAAAAGUGAAGUUCUGCUUGAAAAAAAUGCUUACAACUGAGACUGAUCAAAAACCCGUGCACUGUGUGUGUGUGUUAAUAGUCUCUGCACUCAUGUCAGAGCAGCCCGGUGUCUUUUUCUCAAGCACCCAGCUGAUUAGUUCAGUGUUUAUAUAUAUAUAUAUAUAUAUAUAUAUAUAUCAUUACUUUUUAGCCUAUUUACUCAAGCAUGACCCUGCAAUAAUUAAAGCUAUGUAAAAUGUAUAGUGCAUUUCUUUAACCGAUUGUUAAAAUAUGGAGUAAAGUAUGCCCAAUCAUGUAUAUGUUGUACAGUGGUUACCUAAAGACCCCCCAAAAGCACUUAUGAAUAGGAAUAGAACACAACGUUUUGGGGGAGGGGUUAAACUAUGUAAUCAAGCGAGAAUAUCAUUCAACCUGAUACUGCAUGUGUUAUUCGACUGGUAUGUUGUUUUGCUGAAUCCAAACUUUCUCCUUAGUGGAGUAAUUCUCCACACACUGUCAAUAGCUUUUGCAAGUUUUUGCCUUCACAUUUGAUAUUUUUCUCUUUCUCACAAAAUACAUUAUCUGAGAAAACUGGUGUCGUGUUGUAAAUAUGUAAAUAAUGACAAAGCUGUACUUAUAGAGGAUAAAAAGCUAAUAUAUAAGGAAUGUUGUAUAAAGAUAUGCGAAAAAAGUUGUUUGGAUGUAUACAUAUUAAUGUAGGAAACAGGCCUGAUGAUGUAAAUCGGAAAAAUGUCUAGAAAAAUGAAUGCCUUAUGGUUGUUACUGAAUAUAUCGGCAAUCUGUGUAGCUGAGACGCAGAGAUAACAAGCUAUUCUUGCUGAGAAUGACAUGGAGAUAUGGUAGACUAGAUUGCAGAGUAUGAACCAAGUUUGUUGUAAAUGUUCACACUGUUUGGAAAUUCAGAUAUUACACACAUUUAAAGUCAUUUUAUAUUCAUUGCAAGUCUCAAAAACUGUUCACAUUUCAUCCUUUUUCCUAGAUGUGUAAUUCUUGUGGUGGUUUGAAAGUCUUACGUAGAUGAAACAACAGGUAAUUGAAAUUCUAAAAAAUAAAAAUAAAAAACGAACAAACAAAUUACAGGGUUUGCAAACUUAAAUGAUUCAUGAAAAAUGGAAUUUUUCCCCACGUAUUCAGAAUAAGACAUUCCCAUGGAAUUUAAAGACUUCAGUACUGGGUGCAAAUGCAGGAAUGGAUUUGUUUUGAAGCAUCAUGCUCCAAGAAACAAUGCUUGAACUUAAUGUGGUUUAAAGUGCCUCAAAUUUUCUGUAUUAAAAAAAUCUUUAAGUGUUAAACUUUAAUGGAUAGAAAUAGUUUCUUCUAUAUAUAUUAUGUAAAUUGAACGUAGUGGUUGACCAAUCAAAUUCAUUUAUUUAUUUAGGUUAUUACUUUUUUUUUAAAAACUUUGAAGCCACUGUGUCGGUGUGGUGUCAUGGUCUUUAAAUUCAAAUAAGUCAGUUACAAAUGUCAGAAAAUAUUUAUCACUGUACAGGUCCUGUUUUUGUAAGCAAGAAGCAAGUUUUAUUUUUGAGCGGAAUCUGCAAUAGAUGUAAUUCUUUGACGUGUACAGAUACAGUAUUUCAAUAACCCUGAUUGUUUGUGUGUGCACUUGAUAUUGGCCUUCCAACCUAUGUAUCAUAUAUGCCUCCUGUGGCUCAUACAGCAUAACUGUUACAAAUGUACAUAUAAUGUGUAAAAAACAUAAACCGAAAAGAGUUGUAAGGAGAGUUACAUGUAAUUAAGACUACUGAUUUUGACAUUGAGGAAAGGGUUUUGCCAGUUUAAGAUUACAAACUUUUGAGUCUGAAGGUUUUUUGACUUUAAUAUUUUUGAAUCUCAAGUCUGUCAAGAUUGUUAAGACUGAUCAAUCAAGAAAUAUAUGACUGAUUUAUUUAUGGGGUAUUGUUGAUAGAAUAAACAAUCCAGUGUGUGACUCCUUCCUAAAAGGUAUUUCUCCAUCACUGUUCCGCAUCUUUCACGUUCACAUGAGUAAUAUUCUAGACAACCUGCUGAAACUGGUAGUCUUUUUGGUUGAGAAAAGAUGCAUUCUCUUAAUAGUUAUGUGGUUUAUUUUAUGUAAAGAUCUGUUAUGACAAUAGAAAAUUUCGUGUUUGUGCAUUCCAGAUGCAUGCUAUUCUAAUAACACAGAAAUAUAUAAAUCAGAAAUGGGAUCAUUGGGUGUUUGAAGGAACAACUUUUUGUUCUGCCUUUUUGUUGUUACUAUAUUUAAACUAUAUAUAAGUAUAAAUAUAUUAAAACACAUUAGCUCAGGACAGGGGGUGAUAGAUUGAAAGAAGUAACUAUUGCACGUGUAGUGAAAAAAAAUCUUCGAAGCUUUGAGGCUUGUUGUAAUAUAGACAUCCUGUGUUGUUGAAAUUACUUAAAGAUGAACGACUUUUCAGUUUUUUCAAUGUAAUUAAGCGUCAGUACGGUGUAAAAAAUCAAUAUAUCUGCACUCAUUUCAAAGGAAGUAUUUUUGUACUGAUAUGCAAAGGAGAUAAUAAAAUGCACUUCAAAUGCAAAUAUUUUUUAAAUCAAAGCUUGUGCGGUAUAUGUUCAUUCAUUUUUCUUUUCUCUUAAUUUUUUUCAUUAUUUCUGUUCAAGCAAAGUGGCACAAAAAGAUCAACCUGGGCAGCAGUGUGUGAUAUAUUUGUAUUUUUGCACUGAACUGACCUAUAAAUACAUUAAACAUACAAACUUGAUUUUGACAUCAAGAUAUAUGUAUGUAAACUUAUGUGAAAAACUAAAUGUUACUGAAUAAACUUUCUGUUAACUAUCAA
Molecule: messenger RNA, 8584 nt
Organism: Acanthaster planci (crown-of-thorns starfish)
Lineage: Eukaryota; Metazoa; Echinodermata; Asteroidea; Valvatida; Acanthasteridae
Biological process (GO): response to unfolded protein; regulation of transcription by RNA polymerase II
Cellular component (GO): nucleus
Molecular function (GO): RNA polymerase II transcription regulatory region sequence-specific DNA binding; DNA-binding transcription factor activity, RNA polymerase II-specific
Source: RefSeq, a predicted model, not a curated record